This is a messenger RNA of Dipodomys ordii (Ord's kangaroo rat), 3437 nucleotides long. RefSeq names its product neurofibromin 2 (merlin) (gene Nf2). The transcript is spliced from 17 exons. Bases 15 to 1790 code for a protein of 591 amino acids. Gene Ontology annotation, molecular function: cell adhesion molecule binding; actin binding. The record is from RefSeq and is a predicted model, not a curated record. Gene Ontology annotation, cellular component: filopodium; cytoskeleton; adherens junction. Lineage: Eukaryota; Metazoa; Chordata; Mammalia; Rodentia; Heteromyidae. Gene Ontology annotation, biological process: positive regulation of early endosome to late endosome transport; regulation of organelle assembly; positive regulation of protein localization to early endosome.
GCGCCCCGCGCACCAUGGCCGGGGCCAUCGCCUCCCGCAUGAGCUUCAGCUCGCUCAAGAGGAAGCAGCCCAAGACGUUCACGGUGCGGAUCGUCACCAUGGAUGCCGAGAUGGAGUUCAACUGCGAGAUGAAGUGGAAAGGGAAGGACCUGUUUGAUUUGGUGUGCCGGACUCUGGGGCUUCGGGAAACCUGGUUCUUUGGACUGCAGUACACUAUCAAGGACACCGUGGCCUGGCUCAAAAUGGACAAGAAGGUGUUAGAUCACGAUGUUUCAAAGGAAGAACCAGUCACCUUUCACUUUCUGGCUAAGUUUUAUCCUGAGAAUGCUGAGGAAGAGCUGGUUCAGGAGAUCACGCAACAUUUAUUCUUCUUACAGGUGAAGAAGCAGAUUUUAGAUGAAAAGAUCUACUGCCCUCCCGAGGCUUCUGUACUCCUGGCUUCCUAUGCUGUCCAGGCCAAGUAUGGUGACUACGACCCCUCUGUGCACAAACGGGGAUUUUUGGCUCAAGAAGAAUUGCUUCCAAAAAGGGUAAUAAAUCUGUAUCAGAUGACUCCGGAAAUGUGGGAGGAAAGAAUUACAGCUUGGUACGCGGAGCACCGGGGCCGAGCCAGGGAUGAAGCUGAAAUGGAGUAUUUGAAGAUAGCUCAGGACCUGGAGAUGUACGGUGUGAACUACUUUGCAAUCCGGAAUAAAAAGGGCACAGAGCUGCUGCUUGGAGUGGAUGCUCUGGGGCUUCACAUCUAUGACCCUGAGAACAGGCUGACCCCCAAGAUCUCCUUCCCGUGGAAUGAAAUCCGAAACAUCUCAUACAGCGACAAGGAGUUUACUAUUAAACCACUGGAUAAGAAAAUUGAUGUCUUCAAAUUUAACUCCUCAAAGCUUCGUGUUAAUAAGCUGAUUCUCCAGCUGUGUAUCGGGAACCAUGACUUGUUUAUGAGGAGAAGAAAGGCUGAUUCUCUGGAAGUUCAGCAAAUGAAAGCCCAGGCCAGGGAGGAGAAGGCUAGAAAGCAGAUGGAGCGGCAGCGCCUUGCUCGAGAGAAGCAGAUGCGGGAGGAGGCUGAGCGCACAAGGGAUGAGCUGGAGAGGAGGCUGCUACAAAUGAAAGAAGAAGCAACCAUGGCCAACGAAGCACUGAUGAGGUCUGAGGAGACAGCUGACCUGUUGGCUGAGAAGGCUCAGAUCACAGAGGAGGAGGCCAAGCUGCUGGCCCAGAAGGCUGCAGAGGCAGAGCAGGAGAUGCAGCGCAUCAAGGCUACGGCCAUUAGGACGGAGGAGGAGAAGCGCCUGAUGGAGCAGAAGGUGCUGGAGGCUGAGGUGCUGGCACUGAAGAUGGCUGAGGAGUCAGAGAGGAGGGCCAAGGAGGCCGACCAGCUAAAGCAAGACCUGCAGGAAGCCCGUGAGGCAGAGCGGAGAGCCAAGCAGAAGCUCCUGGAAUUUGCUACCAAGCCCACAUACCCGCCCAUGAACCCAAUCCCAGCACCAUUGCCUCCGGACAUACCCAGCUUCAACCUCACUGGCGACAGCCUGUCUUUCGACUUCAAGGAUACUGACAUGAAGCGGCUUUCUAUGGAGAUAGAGAAAGAAAAAGUGGAGUACAUGGAGAAGAGCAAGCACCUGCAGGAGCAGCUCAACGAACUCAAGACAGAAAUUGAGGCAUUGAAGCUCAAAGAGAGGGAGACUGCUUUGGACAUUCUGCACAAUGAGAACUCAGAUAGGGGCGGCACCAGCAGCAAGCACAAUACAAUUAAAAAGCCUCAAGCCCAAGGCAGAAGACCUAUCUGCAUUUGAGCCCUCAAACUCACUUUGCAGAGCGCCAGGUCCCGGGUGGCCUUCUUCGAGGAGCUCUAGCACGUGACCAGCCACUUCUGCUGCUCCUGGCGCCAACAGGAUGGGCCCGACACGUGGGAACCCUCCACAGGGCUGAUUUGGAGGCUCCUCAGGGAGCUCCAGAACUUUCUCCAGUUGAGUGGGAGAGCCUUGUCUCCUUCAUGUGCAAUCGCCUUUGAACUAUGACCCGGCAGAGGUUUCUUCACAUUGUUCUUCUUCUGACCUGCAUCGUUCAUUUUUUUGAGACUUUUUUUUUUUUUUUUUUGGUCUUAUGUGGGAUCCCAUACUUCUUCCUGUGUCCCAGGUGCCCUGGUGCGUGCGUGCAUGUAUGUGUGUGUGUGAGAGUGUGUGUGUGUGUGUCUGCCCUGCUGCAGAGGUCAGGAGUGCUUCUCCACCCCCCCCACCCCCCCCGUGAGGACCUGGCACACAGUAAAGAAACACUGCCCUGCCUGCUGCAUUAGCCUGGAGAGCUUGUCUGAAGCUCAGGACCAGCCAGGCACUCCCAAGCCGUACUCUGGCUGAUGGCUAUGAUGGCCAGGCAGGGCAGCUGUGGCUGGGGAGAGGUAGGGGGCAGAAGCUGUGGUGAGGGGCUGAGGACUGGGAGGUGGGCAGAACCGUGUGCACGGGGAUCUGAUGGGACAGAAUGCUCACCACCCUCCACCAGCCCAGGGCCAGAGGCAGACGGGAGCCACAAGUGUCUUUCCCGUCCCUAGGAACUACCGGCUCAAGCUCAUGGGUGCCUACAAAGCCAGCCGAGACUGGGGCUCCCUGGGUCUGAGACCCCACGGGAACUUGUUCUCAUUGGCUCCUAUGACAUGGGAAGCUCCAGAUGUGCUGCUGGUCUGAAUCUGCCCUCCUCCACCAAUCCCAGCAAGCCUUCUGAACGCUGUGCCUGAGCCUCAUUUGGCCUGUACCCUGCCCUGUCUCUGGGCUCUCCUUUUAUAACUCCUCAGGCCCCAGCCCAAACGUGACACAAGAAUCCACUCAGUGACAGCAGGCUGGCACACACAGGCCUCCAUGGCAGGUGCAGAGCACCCUCCAGGCUCACUCACUCCAUGGCUAGGGCCCAUCUUCGGAUUCUUUUUUUUUUUCUUUUUGGAGGGGAUGGGGGUGUAUCAGUCCUGUGGCUUUUGAGCCACAAUCCUCAUAUCUCAGUCUCCUGAGGAGCUAAGAUUACAGGCCUGAGCUACUGGCACCCGGCUAUGUGUAAACUAUUCUUAAAGAUUUCAGAUCAUGCCCAUGUGGAAGUUUUUUCUUUACAUUUCAUGACCAGAAUAAGGAAUGUUAUUUAUAAGUGAGCAUUUCAGUGCAGAGGACACGGGCAGUUUUCCUUGUCUCUGCUUCCUAAACCUUAGGGAGCCCGAUGUGUCCUUGCUCACUGUAGUAGAGUGGACACAGCUGCUGGCCACUCCCCCUCAGACUGCUCGUGGGGCCAGCACAGGGUUCAGUCUGAGAUGGGCUUGGGUGAACAGCUGGGCAGCCACAGUAGAAAAUCACUGUGGAGCCAGAACUGAGACUCCCUUGGGUUGACUUCGGUUCUUUUGUGUUUUCUUUUUUGUGCCGCUCUAGGGCCUGAAUUCUGGGCCUGGGUGCUGUUCCUGAGCUUUU